AUGCGUGAUGUGAGCAAUAAAGCAAGCAGGCAAGUUGGCAGCAAUGAAAUUUGGCGAUUGGAAAGAGACACUUUCCGACACGUGGCGACGACGCUGCGCAGCUUGCGUCUAGACGGCAAUCGACUGCGCGCGGUACCUCAGGAGGCACUUGCCCUUCUGAAACACCUCGAGGUCCUAAACAUCGGCAACAACUUGAUUCCAUUUUUAAAUUCGGAUUCAUUCCCUCCAAUGGACAACCUGGUUGUACUAUUGAUGAAACGAAACCAAAUUACUGAAAUAUCUGAAGAUGCUUUUGCGAAUGUCACGUCAUUAAAAGUUCUGGAACUGGACGAUAACUUCCUGACACAUAUACCCUCUGCAAUCGCAAAGCUGUCCGACCUGCAGGAGUUCUCCAUAUCAGGUAACAGGAUCAAGUAUAUCGAAGGGGGCCUUCUACAGAAAACUCCCGCCCUGGCCCUGCUGGAACUGAAGGGCAAUCCGUUGAUAGGGGUGGACGCCCACGCAUUUUCCUUCCUGCCAAGACUACGAAAGCUUAUUCUUUCGGAUGCCAGAGAACUAUCCACGUUUCCGAAUCUGAACGGCACCAGCGCUCUGGAGAUAUUGAGGUUGGACCGGGCGGGGAUUUCUUCAGUGCCAGAAUCGUUGUGUAGCACCUGUCCCAGGUUAAAAAGUCUUGAUCUAAAGUCCAACAAAUUAAAUGCAGUACCCGAUUUAAACAGGUGUAAAGAUAUGAGAGUGCUAGAUCUUGCCAGUAACAACAUUAAGGACAUCGAAGGGAGGCCAUUUCGAGGGAUGUAUCUAAUGCAUGAUUUGCUGCUAGCACACAAUCUGAUCGAGUACAUUCCACAAGAUGCUUUCUACAAUUUAUCUAAACUGCAAGUUCUGGAUCUUGAAGAUAACAAGAUAUCGUAUAUCCAUCCAGAUUCCUUUAUGCCGAUAGCUAGGAUUGAAGACCUGAAUUUGGGAAACAAUAUCUUUCCACAUCUCCCCUCCGCUGGCUUGGAACGUCUACUUCAUCUCAAAACAUUUAACAACCCUAAUCUUCGAGAGUUCCCGCCACCAACAGAUUUUCCACGGAUUCAGACACUGAUACUGGCAUAUGCUUAUCACUGCUGUGCCUUUUUGCCGCUGAUACCUUCCAAUCCUCCACCAGCCAAAGCCAAGGACAUUAUAGUCUUUCCAGACAUUGAGGAUAUCGACUUGAACUUCUGGAACAGCUCAGUGGAUCUGUGGCCUUCUCAGCAAAAUAUUAGCCAGAAAUUUGGAAAGAAAUUCGGUGAGAUUUGGGAAAACAUCAGAUCGGACUUCACCUACCCCGGAAACUUCCCUUCCUACAUAGAAGAAUAUGCUGCUGAGGACGAUCCCACGCUCAGAAUACCAGGAGAAAUCACCACUGGAGUCCCUGGAAAGAUUCAAUGCUUACCAUUGCCUGGACCGUUUCUCCCUUGUCAAGAUCUCUUUGAUUGGUGGACUUUGAGAUGUGGAGUCUGGAUAGUUUUCUUGUGUGCCAUGCUGGGAAAUGGUACAGUUGUAUUCGUGCUUAUAUUUUCCAGAAGCAAGAUGGAUGUACCGAGGUUUUUAGUUUGUAAUUUGGCUGCAGCUGAUUUUUUUAUGGGCAUAUAUUUAGGGUUUCUUGCUGUUGUCGACGCCUCAACUCUGGGUGAAUUCCGCAUGUACGCCAUCCCUUGGCAGAUGUCCGCCGCGUGCCAACUUUCUGGCUUUUUAGGCGUCCUGAGCUCCGAGCUCUCCGUCUGGACGCUUGCCGUCAUCACUUUAGAACGGAACUACGCCAUCACGCACGCCAUGCAUCUUAACAAGAGACUUUCCCUGAAACAUGCCGGAUACAUCAUGAUAUGUGGUUGGAGUUUCGCAAUAGUUAUGGCCAUAAUGCCAAUUUUCAACAUCUCAGACUACAGAAAGUUUGCAGUGUGUCUACCGUUCGAGAUAAGUGAUACUGUUAGUCUGGCUUACGUAGUUUUCUUAAUGUUUAUAAACGGAAUAGCCUUUCUGAUUCUUAUGGGCUGCUAUCUUAAAAUGUACUGCGCUAUUAGAGGCUCCCAAGCAUGGAACUCAAACGAUUCCAGGAUAGCCAAACGCAUGGCUCUAUUAGUGUUUACAGACUUUCUUUGUUGGUCUCCCAUAGCGUUUUUCUCUCUCACAGCAGCAUUUGGACUGCAACUUAUCUCCUUAGAACAAGCCAAAGUGUUUACAGUGUUUGUACUGCCAUUAAACUCGUGCUGUAAUCCAUUUUUGUACGCAAUACUUACAAAACAGUUCAAAAAAGACUGCGUCAUGAUCUGCAAAGCCAUAGAAGAAAGCAGAGUGACCAGGGGCAUUGGUAGGUGUAGGCACAGCUCUAAUUUCAGCAAUAGACAAACUCCAGCCAAUACCAACAGUCUAGCUGACAGAUCGUCCAGAGAGAAGCAAGAACACCAUGUACCUCAGUGUACUUGUAACGCUAAGCUACUUGGUGAUAAUCAGAACCAACAGAAGAACAAGAAGGAUAGGAAGACCACAACUAGAGAAUGGUUGCUCAAUAAAGCUAGAUGGCUGUUUUGUGUACGACGACCUACUAGGCACAGGCCCAGGAAUGAUCAGUAUACUUAUCAAAUAGCAGAAAUUCAACAGAAGCAACACAAGAGGGCUUCGUCAGUGUCGUCCAGUGAAAACUUUAGCUCUUCUAGGUCAGAUUCUUGGCGCCAUAAUCACCACUGCGGCAUUCCCUUGCGUCUGCUAGACCCCAAACGACGAGCCUCUUCAUGGCUCAUUACUAGAAAGACUUCCCAAGACUCCAAUCUGUCCAGUUCGAGAAAUGACUCGUCUGGAUCAGCCACCACUGCCAGUACUAGCACUUGGCGGAUAUCUCGAUCAAGCAAUUCGAGCGAGCCGUCAAGGGGUAGGGUAAAACCUCGACUGACACGCCAGUGUGCCAUACAGGACGAGUCUGAACCUCCAGGUUCUCCCGGAAGACUUACAGUCCGAUUCCUCACCACCAUUCCCUCAGCUGCCGAGAACAGCAUGCAACUAGAAGACGAUCAACCUUCUGUUCUAGUAAAUCCUAGUCCAACGAUACUCGUUAGUCCUGCCAAAGAACGCGAAGGACCUCUGUAUGCCAUCUUGCAUUCUACGCCAGUAGCGCCAGCACGAAGGCAGUCCAUAGUGACCCUCCACCCAGCCGAAAGCAUUCGGGAGUCUCUGGCCAGCACGGAGAACGAGAAAACCACUCAGAAUAAUUCUAGUCAUGAAAAUAGCAGUCAUUCGACGAAUCACUGCAAUUCUAGAUAAUAGUCUGUUUUCUAGGUAGCUCUUUACCAAAUGACACAUCUCAGGUUUUUAAGCUACAUGUCACUGCCAUGUACAACUGCCAAGAAAGUGCCACUGAAGGUACUACUAAUUUUUACAGUGAUUACAAUCACUAUAAAUCGGUCUGUACCAGAGAUCGACGAACACACUCUGUUCGUUGUUCUCUAUGUGUACAUAGAUAACAACCACAGAUUUUGCAAAUUUUUAUUCAAACCCUAAUGCCAUCUGUCGAUCAUCAGUGGGCAACAGGUCUUUUGUUAACAUUUAAAUUCCUGUCCUAUUCCAAUCUGUUUUGAACUUAAAGUAGGGAGAAUUUUACACUGCCCUUAGAGUAGUGAAGUGUAAAAUUCUCCCUACUCUAAGGUUUUGAAGCUGUAAAUUACAGAAAAUUUUAUGUAUUUUUAUUUGCGCAUCGAAUUUUCAUAUCGUCAAUAUAAAUCUAUAUAGUUUUUGUAACUAGUCUACAUAGUUACUGUUUUUAUACUCGUAGGUAUAAAAUUAUCCUAAAAAUAUUUAAAAUACACAUAAUAAUUUAUUUUAUUUAGCUUAAAUGCCUCGACAACUAAGGCCAUUGCCAUGGUGUAAUUGAUUUCACAACCAGAUUAUAGUGUAAUGUGUAUAUAGCUCCCGGAACGAACCAUGGCCGAUGAGAAACGCUGUCGACAGUCGUACGCUCACUUAAGCUCUACAGUCUCUACACAGACAGGAUUUCUCUCACCGGCCAUGGUUCGCUCCGGGAGCUAUAUGUGUGUUGAAUAAAUGACUUGUCACUUAGUAAAGUCGACUUCAUUGUUUUUAGAAAGAGGCGCUACUUGUAUCCGAAUAUCUGCGGUCCCUCCAGUGAGUACCAAUCAAACAAAAAUAAAAAUUUCAUAAUGAAUUAUUGAUUUGGUAAAUAUUUAUUUGGAAUAUUACUUUACCUUUAAAUUGGAUAGACUGGUUGCCUACACUGAGGAUGUUCGAGUUUUUGUGGCAUAUUAUAAUACCAUGCAUAUACAUCAGAUAUACAUAUCGACACCCCCAUCGAACAAGGUUGUAACUCAAGUUACAUCUUUUUUCAGAUUUCAACACAGGCGAAUUCAGCAAAAAAUUGCGCACACGUCAAUAUAAACGACAUAGUUUAAUUUCUCAAUAUAAUAAGAAGCUGUAUUUUAAGUUACGUAUGCUAUUUUAGUCCAUUUUAGCUUGAAGAAGGCAGUAACACUGGAUACUCCGCAUGUAAAAUAUUUACUUUCUUUAUACUUGACGAUCAACAAGGUUUUUAAAUGAGUUACAACUUUGUUGCACGUAUGUUUAAUUUAUAACGUAUUCAAACAUAUGGUGCAUCUCAUAAGUCAAAUUAUCGAAAUAAAAGUAAAAACUGAUUUACGGAGUUUUUUUUUGUAGUUGCGGUGUCAAAAUAAGUAUCGAAUAGUGUUUGCUAGGUACUUAUAUGUAAUGAAAAAGUUUAAUAUUAACAUUACACAUGUAUUUUUAGAAAUAGCAAUUCACAAAACGAGGGUGAUUCAAUGCAUGCCCUUAUAGAAAAAUAGAAAAAACAUUGAGUCGUAUAUGCUCCACACCAAUGGUUAACCAAGAUACGAUAUGCCAAAGCAUCAGGCAAGCCUAAAUCCGUAAAUGAAAAAAAUCAGAAGCAAAUUCUAAAUUUUGACCCAUUUAGCACAUGUUAAUUUUGAAGUAGAUAUUAAUAGUAAAAGAGUAAAGUAAUAAAGUAAAAUGGUUUAAAAUUAAAUAUUUACAGAUACGCAAUAAAAAUGCGAAAAAUUUGAGAUAUUUUAUACCAUGAUUUUUUCAUAGUGAUAGAAGUUGUGUUGAAUAGUAUUGUUAUUGUAAAAUUUAUAAUUUCCAAUUAAAAUUGUGGAAACUGUGAGUUGAUAUUUUGUUUAAAUAUACCAUAAAAACUAAUUUUCUCCUAGCUAUAUUGCAAAUAUCUCAAAACAUACAACCUUUUACUAGUUAAACGGGAAAAAUAAUUAACACGGAGAGUGUAAAAUGGUUGUUAGGCGAGUUACAACCUUUUUCUACGAAUAGGUACUCAUGUUUAAUCUCAAGGUAGUAUCUCAAUCAAACUCAAGAUUCUCAAUAGCUAAUAAAAUUACAAAGCAUACAUCUCACAGUAAUCCCUUAUAAUGUUAUAAAUAUCAUAUCACAUUAGUGUAAAAGGGUCUAAUCAUUUCGCUACAAAUUUUUAGAAAUUCUUAUUUUCGUUUUUUGCCUCUCCUGUAAAAUCGCUAAAAAUGAGUUACAACCUUGUUCGAUAGGGGUGUCGAUAUUAUACAUACCCAGUGACCCACAUCACUGUACAUAUACCAUACAUAUACAUAUUAUAGAUAAUUCCAAUUUCAAAUGGUGUAUAAUACGGGUUGCCUAUAUUUAACACGUCGCUAGAGAAUUUUCACUUGAUAAACUGGUUGCCUAUACUCAGUACGUUCAAAAGGAAAAUAGAGAUUUGAGAAAACGUAAAAGUGCCGCAUUGGUUGUUUAUGUUGAAAGUAUUCAUCAUUCAGACAAGAUUCAGACAAUAGAUACACCGAUCAUAAGAUUAUAUUCGUCAAGUUCUUGGAGAUUUAUAGUAUUUAAACCAGUCAAGAUAUUGGAAACAAAUAAUAACAUUGAGACAAUCGCCUUAGUUGUGAAAAUAUCGAAUGUGGCAUACCUAUCUAGUUGAUUUAGUUUUUUUUUAGGAAUUAUGUAGUGACUUCUCCGCAUUUUUUGUAACUUAGAUUAAUUGAUUGUAAAGAUGAUGUUAUUGGUAUUGGUCAAAAUUAACGCCAGUAUUGUUUAUUUCUAUAUAUUGAUUCAAACACUCGUUCUUUCAUCUGCAUUUUCUUCGUUUUUCUGGUAAGGCAGUAGGACCUGAUCGAAUACAUGUGAAGGUUUGUAAGGCUUUAGGAGAGGAAGGGGUUGAUACUUAUGUUGUGGAAAAUGAUGAGUAGGAUAUAUGAGGAUAAAAAGAUAACCAAUGCAUCAAGGGAAAGUAUGAUAGUAUCACUGUAUAAAGAUAAAUGAGAGAUUUAGGAUUAUAAGAACUAUAGACUGAUAAAGUUAAAGUCCAACACAAUGAAAAUAUGAGAGGCAACUGUAGAAUGAAGGUUAAGGAGGGAGGCAUCCAUAGCAGAAGAACAGUUUGGGUUUAUGCCGGGAAGGAGGACAAGGAUACCUUAUUUGUGUUGAGACAUUUGAUAGAGAAAUACAGUGAGAAGGAAAGAGAACAACAAUUGAUAUUUAUAGAUCAUAAGAAGGCAUACAACCUGUACAAGGGCCAUGGAGAUGUAUGAGAUAUAUGGGGUCCUGAAAACUCUGUAAGGCUCAUGAAGGAUAUUUACAGGGGAGCGUACACCAAUGUAAGGACCUCUAUCGGAUUGAUCGGAAUAUUUCCAGUGACGGUUGAUUUGCCUCAAGGUUCUUCUUUGAUUUGUUUAAUUUUGUUAUGGGUGUACCAACAGAGAAGGUCGUUCUGCUGAGGCUUCUUGCUUAAUGCUCUUUACUGGUGAUAUCGUAUUAGGACAAUGAAAUGUAGUAGGAGAAGUUGGAGUUUGUUUUGCAUAUAUUGUUUUUUAUGUAAAAGGUAGUUCUUUAUUAUUUCUCAUUUGCUACUUUUUUACCCUAGUCCAAAAUUUUCCAUAAACUCUUCCGCUUUGUUAUUUUUAUAUUCGAUGAUGGCAUUAAUAUACCAGUUUUGUUAAUUUUUGUAGAAUAUAAUUAAUAAUUAGAUUACGCCCGACCAAAAUAUUUUGACUGGAAAAAUACCAAAUAUUAUAAAAUCUCAUGGAAUUACAUCGAAUUCUCUUGUUGAAAAUCACGAAAACGCUUAGACCUGGGAUGUUACUACCAAAUCUGUUGUAACUUAGCAUUAGAUAGAUCAGUUGAUAUUUUUUGUAAGUAUAUUUAUUUAUUUGUAAAUACAAUAAUAAAUCAGUGCGUGAUAUGGUUAGAUGUUAAGGCGAGAGAAAACGUAAUAAAUGCAUAAGGUGAUAAUUUUUAAAGUAAAGUAAAAGUAUGUUGAUAAAAUUUAAUAUUUACACAGAAAUACGUUCCAAAAUAACUUAUUAAAUACGUAAUUUUUGAGAAAAAAUUAGUACUGCAAAGAAUUAAGAUCGGUGGGAAGAAAUACGAAAUAUUUUAAGCAAACUGCAACAGAGUAAGUGUAGAGUUUACGUAAAAUAAAUUAUGACCAUUUAAGUAUAUAUUAUGAUGACGGUUGCCUUUAGAUGUGAAUACCUACGUCAAACUCCUAGUUUAUUUAAAUAUCUGCAGAAAUGUAGAAUUUUAUUGUAUAUCUAAUAUAGCUUUGAUUUUCCAUUUUAUUUAUUUAGAAAGAUUUUUAUUCAGAAAUUUAUUAAAAAUAUCUUAAUUGGUAACUUUAUUACUAAAUUGGGAAAAAGAAACGACAAGGAAAAAUGUAUGGAAAACUGUGGAGUCGGUGAGAUAAAUGAAAGGGUAGAAAGAUUGGUUCAGUUUGCACACGAUAAAAAUAUGCCUAUUACAAUAACGUUGUUCAAGAUAAAGUACAGAAAAUUGACUUGGGUAGCGAUAUUGAAACCAAUAAGAAUGAAAUUUACUUCAUUCGAACGAACAAGAUGCUACCAUAAGAGAUAUCGUGUAAUCAAUAAGUUACAACCAGACAGUUACAAACCAUAGACUAGGGUGACCAAAUCAUAAACUUGAAAAAAACGGGACACAUCCAAGCAGCAGUGGCGCACCUAGAAUUUUUCUCUGGGGGGAGAAGGUUGGUUGGGCGUCGAAUUUUUUUGUAUUGUUUGUGAAAGACAUGUUAUAUUUUCCUACGAUUUUUUGUAUAUUUUUCAUAUGCCUUGGGGGGUUUAACCCUCAAAACUCCCUGGUUGCGCCACUGCCAAGGAGGGUUUGGAGCGAUAACCAAACAGGUAGGGGAAAUUAAAACAUGGUCUUUUAGCUAAUUUGGGACCUAUAAAUCCUUUUCAAUUUACUUUUGAAUGUGUAGGUAGUUUACGUACGAUCACGACUGCGAAACAGAAAACUAUAAAACUCCGCCAGAAUGGCAUGGAUCAACAACCCGUCAGAACAAAACAGGGAAGAAUACAAAAUAUCGAGAAACAAAGCCAACUCAACUAAUAAAAAGAAGAAAAAUGACUGGUUUCGCUGGAGGUUAUUGAAAAAGACAGAAAAUUAUCAAGUACAACAAUAAUUUUACAAAAAAGUCAAAGCAGCAAAAAAUAAGCCCAGCAUUAAAACAAGAGGACUAAAAAAGCAAAAAAAGGAAAACCUUGUUUGAGGACAGACAGAUUAGCAAAAUAUGGGAAGAAUAUUACGAAAAAAUGGUGUUCACUGUGAAGGAAAUACACUGCGAUGAAGAAGUAUGGCCGUACAAGAUAACGACGAAGGAAAAAUUUUCACAGAAGAUGAAAUAACUUUGGAAUAAAAUACGGAGGAAGAGAAUUACGUAAAGGAAUAAACCAGCUAAUACAACAAAUAUUAACAAAACAGACUACCAGCCGAUUGGAACGCAGGUAUUACAGUAGGUACCUAUAUAGAAAAAAGGAGAUCUAGAGGAGUGCGAGAAUUACAGAGCAAUAACUUUAUUAAACAACACAUAUAACAUUCUAGAAAAUAUACUAAACAUAAGACUUAAAUCAUGCACUAAACGAAUAUUAGGAAAAUACCAGAACAGGUUCAGACCGGGGGAGGUCGACGAUUAAUUCCAUACAUACAGUGGAGCAAAUAAUUCAAAAAUCGAGAGAAUACAACAGAGAAAUGCAUCUAAUAUUUAUGGAUUUCAGAAGCGCUUUUGAUACAACCAAUCGGACAAAAAUAAUGGAGCAUCUAGAGAAUGUUGGAAUCCCAGGAAAAUUAAGACAUGCUAACAGUGAGCCUAAAGAACACCAGAGCAAGGAUAAGUUACAACGAAACAACUUCUAAGGAGAUUAAUGUACACAAAGGUGUGAAACAAGGUGACUCUACCUCUCUGACAGUAUUUAAUCUGAUAUUGACAAUAUCAGAUAUUGACAUAAUCUGUAGUCAUGAGGAUGAAAAACUUGCAAACAAAAAUAUUAUUACAGAUCAACUUCAAAUAGUAACAUAUUAUGCAGAUUAUUCAGUCAUCACAGCGAAGACGAAGAUAACACUUGCAGUUGGAAAAUUACAUAACGAAGCGAAGAGAAUAAUAGGACUAGAGAUAAACCAGCUCACAGCAAAAUACAUGGCGAUAGGGAAAGAUGACCCAACUCAGAAAUAUCUAAUAACACAGAACCAUAAAUUUGAAACUGUAUCCAUCUUUAGCUACAUAGGAGUAAAAAUAGGGAAAACUGGAAAAAGAGAGAACAGAGGAAAGAAUUUUGAAGGACAGAAAAACAUCUACACGGUAGAAAUCUGCUGAGAAGCAAGACUCUAAGUACAAUAUGAACCUAUAUAAGACCUUAAUAAGAUUUGGUGUUAUAUAUGGGAUGGAAACAAUGACGAUUAACAAGAACACAGAAGAUAGCCUUCUGAAAUUUAAAAUAAAAAUAUGCGAACAAUACUGGGCCACAAUGUAACAAAAUAUGGAGAAAUAAGAAUGAAAACAAAUGCAAAAAUUGAAGAAAAAUUAAUGAGAGAAAAUAUAGUCAUAUACAAAAACUCAACCCAACGCAAAUACGGGACAUUUAGGCGUCCCGAGAUACUUUUUCGGGACUCCGGGACAAAUCGUUAAAAAACGGGACAAUCACGUUUUUAUGGGACGUUUGGUCACCCUACCAUAGACCAAUCACAAUAAAAAUAGUUUUAUAUCUAAAAUAAGAAAGAAUAAAAUUAAUCACAAAACUAACAGUAACCGUUAUACAUAUAACAAUCUCAAAGAAAGAGAACACUACCAAAUGACAAUCGAUUAAACAUUACUUGACUAAAUCGACAGUUCUCAAUUAAUCGAAAUCAUCCUUAACAUUACUAAAAAGUUCGUAGGCUAGCAACAUAUAGAGAAUAAAAUGUACAAAACCGUGUCAGACAAUAAGUAAACAUAUUAAGGAGGACAAGAAAUACAAUAAAAUACUGGUAGAAAAUACAUUCGAGGAGAGGAAAAACUAUAAGGAAAAAAGACCAUUAAUCUAUGGGGAGAACCAAAUCGUUACUCUAAAAAACAAAUACGUCAUAAUUACAAACAGAAGUGAAAUAAUACAACUCGUGACUAAGCUCUACAGUUAACUAUACAAAGCCCAUGAAACACAAAAAAGCAAUCAGUAACCAAAGGGAUGUUCAGGAAGUCUUUCUGAAAAAGUAGAAUUGGUAAGUACAAAAAUUGAAAGCGAUAAAGCAGCAUGAACAGAUGGCAUACAGUAUAACUGCUUAAAUACGCUGGCGAAAACCUGGAAAACCUGAAAUAUAAUUCUCAUUCAUAUGACAGGUAACAAUGACAAUACAAAAACUACAAGGAAAACUAUUUAGAUGCUGCAGAACCAAGAAAGCAAGCUGGCUUUAGAUGGGGAUUCAGUACCCUGUUCAGUUUGGCAACUGCCACUGUGAGAGUGACAGUUUAGUUGACAUUAUCCUCUGAUACAUCUUAAGGUGGGAAAUAAUAAAUGGAAUGUAGGUUUAUAGGUUUUUAUCGCUAAAUCUCCCACCUCUACUAGUUUCAUCCCUUUUUAUCUCACAACUUAAUACGGUUUCUGUCUUUUACAUUAUUUUGCCGGUUAUUAGCGGGCUUACCAGUGUAUAUAACUGGGACAAUCAAUAAAUAAAUCUGGCUCCUUACUUCCAGAAAUAAAGGAAAGUAUGAAGUUGAUUUCUAAAACUUUUGGUAAAAAUGUAAUAUUUAAAUCCAAUGGGAUGCCACUCAACUGAAGUAAAGAGUCUUCGAUCAGUUUAUAAUCAUGUAAUAGGUCUGUGAAAGUUGGACACUAAAGAAACAUAAUAAAAAACUUAAAAUUAAAUAAAAAUGUAUACCAUUUUUAUUGAGUUGCAAUGCGAAGGCAAAACAAUCUUACUUUUCAAUUAGAAUACGGAGUGCAAUCCAGCUCUCUGAAUCGCGAUUUUCGAUUCUUAUUGGAAUCUCAUCGGAGAGAGCGCAGGCUUGUUCUCCAUAUCCUAACUGACCAGCACCGAGAGCUUUUCCCACACAUUGCAACUGAAACAAAUAGGAUAGGUGACUAGCGUCAUCUGGCAGUUGAAAGAUGAAGUAUUUCAAUCCUAAUAGCAACAUUAAUAAUAUUGAAAAUAUUAAAAAUAUUACUAAAAGAUUUUUAAAUUGAAAAACUUAUUGGUACACUUUCCUGGUGACACCUCCAAGGCUUCUACAAUUUGCAAGCAAAAUGGAUGCUGCAGUGAAGACAAAGGGAAGGAAUUCUACAAUAUGCAAUUCACAUCCCCCGUCUGCAGCUUGGUAAAGUUCCAACGGAAAAUGCACCUAGUUACUCUACGGAGUAAUACGACUAUAAAAUAAAAAUGUAUACCAUUUUUAUUCACUAACGUAAACUAAAGUAAACUUAAAAUUGUCCAAAAGUGAAUGAAGCGACACAUGCUAAUAGGCAUAACAAAGAGACAUCACAAAAGGAUAGAAGUGAUCAGAUUAUAAACCCAGGUCACUAAUGUAAUUCAUAGAAUUAAAUCUUUACAAUGGCAGUGGGCGGGACAUUUAGAGACAUUUAUCGUUGUUUUGGACAAAAAUGAAUGGACACAUCUAAGGGAGGCUUACAUCCGAUGAUCAAUGGAAUAGCUGUUGAUGAUAAUGAUCCAAAAGGCGCCAAGAGACCAAGACGACGACCAAACGUAAGAUGGGACUGUAUUUAAAAGAAUACGAUGGGAAUGAUGAUGAUAAUUUUGUAGUCUUGAUUGAAAAAUAAAUGCAAACGAAAGCUUUUUCAAGUACCCUCUUUAAUGCGAAAAGUGGGAUUAGAUUGUUACAAGGUGGUUUGCUUCGUUGGUCUAAAGAGAGUACUGAAUUGCAUCUAUAAGAGGAUGGUUAAGUAAAAUAAUUCUGAUGUUAACUAAUAUACAGUGUGUUAGUAAAUAAGUUUGAAAAAUUUUAAGGGCUCAUUCUACAUAAAAAUUGAAUGCCAGUUUGCUCUAUAAACAUAUGUCCGCAAAUGCUUAGUUUCGGAGAUACAGGGUGUUGAAAUUUUUAUUUCAAACUGCCAAUUUAUUUAUUGCUCUAAGACCAGUUGAGCUAUGAAAAUGAAAUUUGGUGAGUUUU
Diabrotica virgifera virgifera (western corn rootworm) is the source of this 12442-nucleotide messenger RNA. It is a transcript of the gene rk, whose product is annotated as follicle-stimulating hormone receptor. Gene Ontology annotation, molecular function: protein binding; G protein-coupled receptor activity; protein-hormone receptor activity. The record is from RefSeq and is a predicted model, not a curated record. Gene Ontology annotation, biological process: G protein-coupled receptor signaling pathway. The coding region runs from base 1 to 3285 and encodes 1094 amino acids. Lineage: Eukaryota; Metazoa; Arthropoda; Insecta; Coleoptera; Chrysomelidae. The transcript is spliced from 15 exons. Gene Ontology annotation, cellular component: membrane.